Messenger RNA from Solanum verrucosum, 1104 nucleotides. Its product is annotated as UDP-glycosyltransferase 74E2-like. Lineage: Eukaryota; Viridiplantae; Streptophyta; Magnoliopsida; Solanales; Solanaceae. The record is from RefSeq and is a predicted model, not a curated record. Gene Ontology annotation, molecular function: UDP-glycosyltransferase activity. The coding region runs from base 1 to 1104 and encodes 367 amino acids. The transcript is spliced from 3 exons.
AUGCCAAAGGAGUCUGGUUUAAUAAAUAUUGAGUCCAUUCCUCAUGAUGAUGAGUCUCCACCACAAAAUAUUGACAGAAUGCUUGAAUGGUUUCAUCUUUUGGUAUCCAAAAAUUUGACAAAAAUUGUUGAGAAAUUAUCUGAUUCAGAGUACCCUGUGAAAGUUCUUGUUUUCGAUUCGAUGGCAACUUGGACAACCAGAAUUUCUUUUGAUGGCUCUGAUGUCUCUUUGCCUUCACUUCCAUUGCUGGCAAAGGAAGAUUUGCCUUCUUUCAUCUAUGAUACUGAUUUGUAUCCAGCUCUUAGAGGACUUAUCUUUAGUCAGAACAUCAAUUUCAAGAAAGCAGAUUGGCUUUUCUUCAACACAUUUAAUGCAUUGGAAAAGGAGGUAGUCGACUGGAUAAGGCCUCGAUACCCAAUCAAAACUAUCGGACCAACUAUUCCAUCAAUGUAUCUUGACAAGAGACUAAAGGAAGACAAAGAAUAUGGUUUGAGUUUGUUCAAGCCUAACAGUGAAACUUGUAUGAAGUGGCUAGAUUCAAGGGAAAUCGGCUCUGUUGUUUAUGUAUCAUUUGGAAGUUUUGCCAGUCUUGACGAACAACAAAUGGAGGAACUAGCUUUGGGAUUGAUGACGAGCAACUGCUACUUCUUGUGGGUUGUUAGAGCUACCGAAAAGAACAAACUCCCUGAGGAAUUCAUGUCCAAGUCAUCGGAAAAAGGACUAAUUGUGAAUUGGUGCCCUCAGCUCGAUGUAUUGUCUCAUCGAGCAGUUGGAUGUUUCUUUACUCACUGUGGAUGGAAUUCGACACUGGAAGCAUUGAGUUUGGGAGUGCCAAUGGUGACCAUGCCCCAAUGGUCGGAUCAACCAACUAACGCGAAAUUUAUUAGUGAUGUAUGGCAAACAGGAGUUCGCGUUAAGGUUGGAGACAGUGGUGUAGUUAAUAGAGAUGAAAUCGCGUGUUCCAUAAGGGAAGUCAUGAAGGAAGAGAAAGGUGCAAUGCUGAAAGAGAAUGCAAUUAAAUGGAAAAAAUUGGCUAAAGAAGCAGUAAAUGAAGGAGGAAGUUCUGAUAAGAAUAUUGAAGAAUUUGUUUCAAACUUGCCAUGA